AGAGAGGGUUACCAGUGAGUGUUCGCGUAUAUAAGCUUGACACCGGUGGAUUCGCACAGUGGCUUCCCCGCCCCCUUCCGUUGCAGCCAUGAGAGUUCAGGUCUUAGUCCUGGCCGCCUCAACGGGUAUUGUCUUUAGCAGCCCAAUUCCUACCACUGGGCAUAGGAUCUCAGUGCCUCGUCGACCUAGUGCCUCAUCUCCACAAGCAGACCAGAUAUUCCUCCUGGCAGCUCUUGCAGGCGCCGCUAUCGCCAGUCCCGAUUACCUCCGAGAGAACGACAUCUUCAGCCACAAACUCUCAGAUCGCCAGAAAUCCUCCAGACGUGAUUCUGUACAUCCGAUAUCUUCAGUUGGAAAAAUCCCUUAUUUAACUAGUCCUGGUUACAGUCUCUUCGCUCGAGCACCGGUUCCUUCACACUCGCCAAACCCUCUCACACCUUUCAGAGCUCCCGGUGUGACCUCACGCCCCGGCAGAAAAUUAAAACAUCAUUCCCCAAGCCUGAGACAAUUUGCACUACCAAGCAACGUUUCUAAAAGCCUCUUCGCUACCCACAAGACGAGCAAUUACCCGCGCCUCGCCCACGCUAAUCGUCACCCCCCUGCUCUGGCACACAGAACCCUCCCUCCCCCCUCGCCGCCCGCGAAUCGUGCACUGGUGGCGGGCUCCCCCCUCCCCCGGAGCGCCGUUUCGGAACAAGGAAAACAGGCUGAUAGCCAAUACAACAUCCAGUACACCGUGAGAGAUGAAUUAUCCGGGAACAACUUCGGCCAUCAGGAAGAUCGUGAUGGCUACAGGACCCAGGGAUUAUACUACGUCCACCUUCCCGACAAUCGAGUUCAAAAAGUAACUUAUUACGUCGAUGGAAAAUCCGGCUUCGUGGCCCAUGUUACUUACGAACGGAAAACGCAUUAUUCUACAUAGGCUGACAUGAAUAGUUAUCAAAUUCGCCAUAGUGUUAAUUGGGUUUCCAUGCCUUUUUAAAGGAUCUGUUCUAUUGCAUCUGUCACAAUCUAGUCCAUUGCUAUGUUGCAACCCCCCCCCCCCCCCCGCCCCAAUCAUCUUUACUUCAGCGUUUAUUUUCGCUAUCAUCGCACUUUCACUCAUCUGCUCCAUCAUCAUCCUAUCAGCUUACUCCACAGUCUCCAUUCGCCAUUGCCAUUUCCUUUUACGUGACGUCGAGAUCAUUUCAGUCCCGUUAUUCAUCGUUCCGAAAAUCUCGACCAGUUAUUACUUUCUUCGUACCAAAGAAAAUAAUGCAUAUUCGUAAUCGAUGGUGACAUUUAAACACACACACACAGGGGCACUGAUAUAAUGCUUAUACGUACAUAGAUACAUACAUACAUAUAUAUAUAUUUACAUAUAUAAUGUGUGUGUAUGUGUGUGUGUGUGUGUAUGUCUAUGACUGAAAUGUAGCAUCUCUUUGGUGUAAUUAUCAAAAUUUUGGAAAAAACACAGUCCGACUACAACGGAAGAAAGCAUAUGUGUGUAUAUGUGUGUGUGUGUUUAUGCUCCACUUACAGGCUACUUCUAAAUCAAAGACUAACUACAUGUCUCAGUGUCCACACAUAAAACUAGAAAACAAUCUUAUAAAAUUUACCAGGGAACAAAAACAACAUAUUAUUUUUAAGCAUUGAGUUGUCAACGACAACCGCAAGGAUUCUAGGCACAGAUUUGCAUUGUACUAUUCGCCUGUUAUCACUUUAGACAUUUCUCUAUAUAGAAUGUAUAUAGAAUGUUAUUUUGUUUAAAUAAAAUUCCACAUUUUGCUGUUA
This is a messenger RNA of Penaeus chinensis, 1773 nucleotides long. RefSeq lists its product as uncharacterized. The coding region runs from base 89 to 922 and encodes 277 amino acids. Gene Ontology annotation, cellular component: extracellular matrix. The transcript has 4 exons. The record is from RefSeq and is a predicted model, not a curated record. Lineage: Eukaryota; Metazoa; Arthropoda; Malacostraca; Decapoda; Penaeidae.